Messenger RNA from Alligator sinensis (Chinese alligator), 2663 nucleotides. RefSeq names its product sorting nexin 17 (gene SNX17). Gene Ontology annotation, biological process: signal transduction; intracellular protein transport. NCBI's taxonomy places the organism in Eukaryota, Metazoa, Chordata, Crocodylia, Alligatoridae. The record is from RefSeq and is a predicted model, not a curated record. The transcript has 15 exons. Gene Ontology annotation, cellular component: early endosome. Bases 679 to 2091 code for a protein of 470 amino acids. Gene Ontology annotation, molecular function: phosphatidylinositol binding.
GGCGCAGCUCCGAACGUGGCUGUGUGACCACGCUCUGCGUCUGCGGGGAACGAUUCGGGUCACCCCGCGCGGCUCCCUGUCCUCUGGUUCGGGCCCAGCAGGCCCGCGUCCUGCCGCUUGUCAUUUCACUGCCAAAGAGCUGGUAAAAAUGCAGUCCAAUGUCAGCUUCGCGCCUGGCUGCGGAGACCCGCGGGAAUGCUGCUGCCCAGGGCCGUGCCCUGCCGAUGGCCGCUGUCUCCGUGCUGUGCCCGUGCUGCCAGCAGCAUGCAGCACGGUCCAGGCGUGGGGCGUCGGGAAACCGAGGCACAGGGCGGCCUGUCGUAGCAAAACGCAGCGAGGGGCACUAGCGAGUCCCCGUUGCUUGAUUGUGCCCGUUUUGCAGCUCUGGGGUUGGGGCCAGGCUGGCUGGGCUGUCGCGCCUGGACUCGUUGCUGCCCAUGGCCAGCACCCGCCAGCUCUCGCCCUCUCCAGACCUCUGGAGAGUCCCUGGGCUGAACGUGGGGAGUCAGGGGUCUUGGUCAGCUCCUGCAUGCCCCUUGCAGAGCCCUGGAGGGGAUGGGCGCAGAUUUGUUGCUAGCAGACGCUGUUCAGCAUGCUCCUGAGUCAUGGCUGGCCUGGAAAGUCUUUCCUCGUCCCUGCGUGACCUGAGCACGUUGUCCUCCCAGAGCGGAAACAGCGAUGGGUCACUUCUGCCUCGCCUGCCCUGUGCUGAUCUCGCUGCCUCCGUCAGCCUAUAACAUCCAUGUGAAUGGCGUGCUGCACUGCCGGGUGCGCUACAGCCAGCUGCUGGGCCUGCACGAGCAGCUGCGAAAGGAGUACGGUGCCAAUGUGGUGCCCGCCUUCCCACCCAAGAAGAUCUUCACCCUCACGCCAGCUGAGGUGGAGCAGCGGCGGGAGCAGCUGGAAAAGUACAUGCAGGCGGUGCGGCAGGACCCAUUGCUGGGAGGCAGCGAGAUCUUCAAUAGCUUCCUGCGCAAAGCCCAGCAGGAGACACAGCAGAUUCCAACAGAGGAGGUGCAGCUGCAGGUGCUGCUGUCCAACGGGCAGAAGGUCGAGGUCUCCAUCCUCACCUCGGACCAGACCGAGGAUGUCCUGGAGGCCACAGCCUCCAAGCUGGACUUGCCGGAUGAUCUGGUUGGCUACUUCAGCCUCUUCCUGGUGAGAGAGACCAAGGAUGGAGGCUUUUCCUUUGUGAGGAAGCUGCAGGAGUUCGAGCUGCCCUACGUGUCCGUCACCAGCCUGCACAACCCUGAGUACAGGAUCAUCCUACGCAAGAGCUACUGGGACUCAGCCUAUGACGACGAUGUCAUGGAGCACCGCGUGGGGCUGAACCUGUUGUAUGCCCAGACCGUCUCGGACAUUGAGCAUGGCUGGAUCCUGGUGAACAAGGAGCAGCACCGGCAGCUCAAGUCGCUGCAGGAGAAGGUCUCCAAGAAGGAGUUCAUCCGGCUGGCGCAGACGCUGAAGUACUACGGCUGUCUCAAGUUCGACCCUUGUGUGACCGACUUCCCCGAGCAGGGCUGCCACGUCGUUGUCAGCGCCGGUAACAACGAGCUCAACUUUCAGGUGCGGCUGCCCAGCGAGCAGAUCAAGGAAGGCAGCUUCAAGGUCACCCGCAUGCGCUGCUGGCGCGUCACAUCCUCGUCCUCACAGGUACCCACAACCAACGGCCCAGCAGGGAGCGGCCCGGGGAAGGCCGAGGUGAAGCUGGAGCUGGCCUUUGAGUACCUGAUGAGCAAGGACCGGCUGCAGUGGGUCACCAUCACCAGCCCCCAGGCCAUUAUGCUGAGCAUCUGCCUGCAGUCCAUGGUGGACGAGCUGAUGGUGAAGAAGUCUGGAGGCAGCAUCCGCAAGAUGUUCCGACGCCGAGCGAGUGGGGGGCUGCGGCGCUGUGACAGCCAGCAGGCCGUGAAAUCACCCCCACUGCUGGACUCUCCGGAUGGCAGCAGGGAGCCCAUAGCCAAGCUCUCGAGCAAGCUCAGUUCCGUCAGCCUCCGAGGGAUCAGCCACUCCAGCUCUGCUGGUGAUGUUGGCAGCAACGACUUCCACGGCAACUAUGCCUUUGAGGGCAUCGGCGACGAGGACCUGUAGUCACCCAGUGCUGUGGCCACCCCUAGGAAUGUAUGACCUGCUGCUGGGUCGCCCUCCAUGUGCCUCUCACCUGGGGACCAUCCUCUGCCCCCCGGGGACAUGGGGACCUUGUCCUCCUGCCUGCCGCUGCCUUUGGGCAGGGACGGCCUUUCCCUGCUGCUGCUGCUGGUUCUUGAGGGGCCCAGGCAAGGUCAUGGCUGCUCCAUCUUGGGGCAGGGGCAGCAGCAACAGCAACCAGAGGUGUCCCUGGGCGGAGCCAAGCCAGGGCCCCCCUGCCCCAGGCCUGCAGCCCUGGACCAUCGCUUGCACUUAGAGCCAGUCCCCACACGCUGCCGGGGCGGGAGGGGUGAGCUGGGCCCCUGCCCCCCCAUGCCAAACUAGCGCAUAGGUCUCUGCAUACGGUGCGACGGCUGGGCCGGGCCAAGCUACCCCUGCAGUGCCUGCCCGCCCCUGCCUCUGCCUCUGUUUGUAACUCGCACGCGCUGCUGUUGAUGGAUGGUCCAGGGCCCUGCAUUAACAGACAUUAACCGAUGUUUACACGGCAAUGGCAAUUAAAAGCAGAUUCUGAUUGG